Messenger RNA from Puntigrus tetrazona (Sumatra barb), 2562 nucleotides. RefSeq lists its product as uncharacterized. The coding region runs from base 217 to 1836 and encodes 539 amino acids. NCBI's taxonomy places the organism in Eukaryota, Metazoa, Chordata, Actinopteri, Cypriniformes, Cyprinidae. The record is from RefSeq and is a predicted model, not a curated record. The transcript has 7 exons.
GAACGCCCAGGGACGGAGACCUGCGCUUCAGCCUCCAGGGCGUCGACGGACGGACGUUUAAUUCGUAUCGCGUUUUCAAAAAGCAUAUUUUACACCCUGUGAUGAUUUAUCUCGUGAGAGUUACGAGGAAAAGCGCAGAAUGUGAAUACGACGCCGUGAGGAGCGUCACGAAUGUUUCGCGCGCUUGGUUUUAAACGUUGAAUCUUGUCUAAAACAAUGGGCAAAAGAAAAUCAACAGAGUUCAAAGCCCCUAAAAGGACACAGCCCAGAGGAAAACGACAGAAAAGCACAAACCAGUCUGAAGAUGACAAUCAGACUCUGACACCAGAAUCGGAAAAUUCCCACAAUGCACUGUGUUCAGGCAAGCUGGAUGAGCAUGAGCCUGGGCAGAGCACAUCACAAGUCACUCAGACGACUGAAUUCCCUGUAGAUCCUUGUUCCUUGGAAGAGAAAACAAGCCUUGGUGAUAACGAUGAGCUUGGAAAUCCACCUGAGGCCUCUCGAGGCGUUGAGCAAACUUCAGCAAUCACACUACAAACCCCAGAACUGGAGAACACUCCCUCUACACCUUUGAAUACAAACGCUAUUAAUGUAGAUCAGCUCGGGCUAGAUGCUGAAGAAAGCGAAAUCCCAGGAGACGGCGGCUCCGAGUUACCAUCGGAUGAGCAUCGGACCGAGAGAGCGUCGUCACGCGAGGAGAAUACAGCCACCGAAGCCCAGGUGGAGGAACAGUUAGGGCCUUCAGACAUGGUGGAGGAGAUAGGUGCAGAAGAUACAGAUCCUCUAGUAAAGAGGAAAAUAAGAAAGAGGAUGGGAAUGUGUAGGUUUGGAGAAAGGAAGAAGAUGCUCGUGGAACAGGCGACUACAGGGAAGGUGUUUGAAGGAUGGAGGGAGAAUGAGACGGGGCAAGUUACUAAUGAAGAUCAGGACGAAAAUGGAGUUGUUGAUUCAGAAGUUCCAGUGCCCUCCAUCUCAACCUCUUGCACAAUGCAGGGUGCACCUUUACAAGAGGAGCAGGAGCAGUCUGAUGUGCAAUGCGGGAAUGAACUUCGGAUACCAGACAAGUGCAUGGUAAAGGAGCCUGUUACUCAUAAAACUGAUCAUACAGCGUCGUACCGUCCUGAUGCCGAUGAUCUAAACCCUCCCGAGCAAUAUGACACUGCAUGCAUGGAGCACAAUGCUGCUGAAAGCAACAUCAGAGAAGAUAGCCAUGAGGUCACCACCGAGAUUGGCGCUGUAGAUUUUGCAGAGGUUUGCAAGGAGUUGCUUGCAGCUCAAGCAGAGGUUGUUGUAGCCUCAGCGUCCGCUUUGGAGCUCGCUAAACCAUGUGGAGGAGACCUUGUAGCAGGAGGCGAUGAGGCUGACGUCUCUGCCAGUGAACGGUGUUUGGAGCUCACUGAUAUCACAGAGACCAUCGCAACGGAAAAUAAGUGUGAGGCCUCCCACUUUACUCAGGGUGCCGAGAAGAACAGCGUGUCCUUGCCUGCAGCUCCACCGGGUGGCCAUCAUGAAGACGUGCACUCGUUUACAGAGCGUGCAAGUUUAGUGAUUGGCGCUCAAGAGCCUCAUGAGAGCCCCAGAGACCCCUCCAGCCCCAUGUCCAUGCACUCGGUGACAGAUUCCCAGCUCAACAACAUUCCUCUGAGUUUGGAGGACCUCCCCAUCUCAGAAGCCUCCUGGGAUCUGGAGGACGCCACAGAGCUCGUACGCGACCUAAUCCGAGAUGUCGCCUCUCUCAAUCAGUUGUUGAUGGACGCAAGCAGCAAGAUCGGGCAACAAGGACAAAAACCUCCGCUCCACACUCAAAAAUAUAGGCAUAGUGCCAACAGAUUCUGAAUGUGUUUUACUGCAUGAUAUACAAAACAGACGAGAGAAAGAAUACUGAAUAAUUUCCACUGAUGAGUUCAGAGAGCAGGCACUGGUUCACAACAGUUCAGUUCAACUUGUUAGAAGUCCUGCCAAGAACAAAAUCACAACAUGCACAGCAAACCAAAGCUAACACUUUUUCAGGUGGUUCAAGCUAAACAGUAAACAUUGUAAUAGAGGAGCGUGACCUCUAGAUUGAAGGGUUGUAACCUUAGCAACAGGUCUUCAAAGUUCUGGUCAUAAAUGUAUGUCUGUAUUGUCCUUCAGAACUCAUUCUGCAUAAAUAAAAUGACUGUUUCAGGUUGUUGCUGUCCGUUUGAAUCUGUGCAAUCAUGGUUUGCUAAAAAAAAAAUUGAACCAACAUCAUAGUGCUAUGAUUAGUAUAUGCGUUUACAAAAAGGACACCGAACACCGUUAUAUUGUUCAUUUUUUUUGUCUCAAACCAAUUUACAUGAGCUUUUUUACGCCACGUUAACAAAACCUGAUGAACAGAAUACGGAGGCUGUUAAAUAGCGCAAAAUAUAGACAGCUUUAAAAAGAGAGAGAAAACAAAACAUCUAAAUAACAUUAAAAUCGUUUAUAUUUUCACAAAAUGUUUUCUUUUUUUAGUAAAAUUAACCUGCUAGUUUGCACGUGCUGUAGCGAGCCUGCUGGCUUGUGUGCAGGUUUGUUCAAACACCAAAAGGAAAAGAGUGG